AUGGGACUUGAUCUGGCUCGUCAUCGAUUGCUUGCUGAGCACGGCGAAGCUGGUGGGCGGGCGUACGGAGAAGCACAAGAGAGCCGCACCGCGACCGCCCGCCCUGCCGCCGCCGGAGGGCAUGCGGCGACGGCCGCGCGCGCUACGAUCUGGCCGCAUCCGCGGCGCUUCGACCGGGUCAGGUGCUUCUUCGUUGACAUCCAGGGUGACAAACGACGGGAACGCACACUGCGUAGAGUUGGUUGA
Messenger RNA from Angiostrongylus costaricensis, 246 nucleotides. NCBI's taxonomy places the organism in Eukaryota, Metazoa, Nematoda, Chromadorea, Rhabditida, Metastrongylidae. The record is from the annotation of a GenBank genome assembly.